AUGCACCAAAUUAAAUUACAUGUUUAUGAUUUGUCACGUGGUAUGGCAAAGUCAAUGUCAUUAGGUUUAACAGGUAAACAAAUUGAUGCAAUUUACCAUACCUCAAUUGUAUGCUAUGGAACUGAAUAUUACUUUGGUGGUGGUAUUUUAAGAGAUAAACCAUUCUGCACACCACAUGGCACACCACAAGAAAUUAUAGAUUUAGGCGAAACUGAAGUCGACCAAGACUUAUUUGAAAAUUUUCUUAGCGGUAUCACAGAUAGAUUUAGAAUGGAUACCUAUCAUUUACUUGAAAAUAAUUGCAACCAUUUUACCAAUGAAUGUAGUAACUUUUUAUUGGGUAAAGGUAUCCCAGACCACAUUGUAAACUUACCAUCAGAUUUCCUCAAAACACCUUUGGGUGCAAUGCUUGGCCCAAUGAUUAAUAACUUUUUUGGUGGCACAGGUACAAAUUCAUGGUCAAAUAGAGUUGGCCCAGUUAAUAGUAAUGCACAACCACCAUCAUUACUAAAUGGCUUCAAUAAUAACAAUAAUUAUAAUAGUUUACCAAGUAAUAUUACAUCGAACACUACAAAUACAAUAACUACAUCAGCUACAACUUCAAACCCAACACUUCAUCCAAAAACAAUUCAAAAUCAUAAACAUACAAAAAUCUCAAUUCCAUUAAUUUUAAACUAUAAACCAGUUUUAUUUGAAAAGAGUGACGUUGACGCAGUAUUUAUCAAACUAGCAAGUUUUGCAAAUGAAGAAUUUAAAGGAAUUUCAGAAAAAAUUAAAGAGUUUGAAAUAAAUUCACCAAAACUUCAACAAAUUAUAAAAUCUACAAAUGAAAAUAUUAUUGUACCAAUAGAACUUUGUAAAUAUUUAGAGCAAUUACUUAAAAGCUUUAGCGAACCACACCAAUUCCCAUUAUUGGAAAUCUUAAGAAUGUUAUUGUUAAAAGACCAACCAAAUAAAUACUUUACAGAUUUAUCCAACGAAACAAUUUCAAAUUUAAUGAAAUCAAUUUUAAAAAAAAAACUAUCAAAAGCAUCUGAAUUAUUAAGCUAUAGAGUUAUUAAUAAUUGUUUUUCAAGUAAAAGUGGUAUUGCCUAUUUAUUCAGCGAUAAUAAUAUCAAUGAUACAUUUGAAUGUGUAAUUGAUGGACUCCAUUCAAAAGAUAAGAUAUUAAAGAGAGCAGUUUCAACCAUUGCCUACAACUGUUCAAUAUAUUUAACAAGCAACUAUAAUGAACAAAACCUAUCAUUAUUAACAGCAGUAUCACAUGUUUUAUCAGAAAUUGACCUAUCAACAGAAGACCCAGAAAUUGUAUUUAGAUUACUAAUGACAGUUGGAACUUUAGUUUACUGCAACGACGAAUCUUUAGAUAUUUUAUCCACUUUGGAAUUUGACUACAAUAAAUACCUCAAAUCACCAGAAGAUAAAAUUAAAAAACUAAUCAAAGAAAUUCAAUUAUUAAAUUAA
Messenger RNA from Dictyostelium purpureum, 1464 nucleotides. RefSeq lists its product as uncharacterized. The record is from RefSeq and is a predicted model, not a curated record. NCBI's taxonomy places the organism in Eukaryota, Evosea, Eumycetozoa, Dictyosteliales, Dictyosteliaceae. Gene Ontology annotation, biological process: protein modification by small protein removal. The transcript has 3 exons. Gene Ontology annotation, molecular function: peptidase activity. The coding region runs from base 1 to 1464 and encodes 487 amino acids.